AUGGAUAUAUUAUCGGCAAAUCUUAAAAGAGGCCUCGCAAAUGUAGUUCCUGGUGAUCUUCCGUCUUCUGCAACUUUACUGCAAAAUAAUGACGAAGCAAAGGUUGUUUUGCUCGGAACUGUUCAUUUUAGUAAGCAAUCUGUAGAAGAUGUCUCCCAGAUAGUGAAAGUUUUAAAUCCAAAUGCAAUUCUCAUAGAAUUAUGUCGACAAAGAGUGUCUUUAUUGGAGUUGGAUGACAAAAAAUUUUUAGAAGAUGCAAAAAAUUUGGAUGCGAAAAAAAUAAAGCAGGCAGUAAAAGGACAAGGAUUUGUUUCCGGAAUGCUCCACGCUAUGUUGUUGAAGACAUACGCAGAUAUAGCAAAGGAGUUGGGUGUAGCGCCAGGUGGAGAAUUUCGAAGAGCUUAUCAAGAGAUGAAAAAAAUACCGGGUUGCAAACUAUUUUUAGGAGAUCGCCCGAUACAAAUAACAAUCGCAAGAGCUUUUCAAUCAUUAAGUGUUCUAGAAGUAGGACAAGUAAUUUAUCAUCUCACAACAGCAAAUCCUAAGCCACUAAAUAAAACUCAAUUGGAAAAGUAUAAAAACAAAGAUUACGUACAGGAACAAUUUCAAGAGAUUAUAAGAGACGUGCCUGCUUUCAAAAAAAUCUUUCACGUGUUCGUUGACGAGCGCGACAAGUGCCUUGCGUUUUCUUUGCAGGAAUGUGUCCGUACUGUUCAAAGUCCACGUGUGCUAGCUGUCGUGGGUAUGGGUCAUGUGGACGGUAUAACAAAAUAUUAUGGCAAAAUGAAGCAAGAAGAUAUAGUGCCAUUACUUUUAGUUCCGCAACGCCCAUUUUACUACAUUGUAUUGAGUAAAGGAAUUAAAUUCACGUUAUAUUUCUUUAUAUUUUCUUUUUUGUAUAGAAUUUUAUUUGGUUAAUAAAAUAUUUUUGUGUA
This is a messenger RNA of Melitaea cinxia (Glanville fritillary), 935 nucleotides long. Its product is annotated as traB domain-containing protein-like. The coding region runs from base 1 to 918 and encodes 305 amino acids. NCBI's taxonomy places the organism in Eukaryota, Metazoa, Arthropoda, Insecta, Lepidoptera, Nymphalidae. The transcript is spliced from 8 exons. The record is from RefSeq and is a predicted model, not a curated record.